Molecule: messenger RNA, 4095 nt
Organism: Eleginops maclovinus (Patagonian blennie)
Lineage: Eukaryota; Metazoa; Chordata; Actinopteri; Perciformes; Eleginopidae
Product: short transient receptor potential channel 2-like
Exons: 13
Coding region: 190-3264 (1024 amino acids)
Biological process (GO): regulation of cytosolic calcium ion concentration; single fertilization; calcium ion transmembrane transport
Cellular component (GO): plasma membrane; cation channel complex
Molecular function (GO): store-operated calcium channel activity; inositol 1,4,5 trisphosphate binding
Source: RefSeq, a predicted model, not a curated record
GAGAGAGUGUGUUAUUGAGGUUGGUGGGGCUGUCUUCAUGUAGUCAGCUGGUGGCACAUGAACGUGGGACACCAAAGUGCUCAGUUCUGCUCUUUCUGAAACCUACUCAUAUUUUUGUGAAUCCAGAGAAUGUGAUCGUGUUGUGAGUUUAGGAUCUACUGCUCGACAUCGUCCUCUUUUUCAUCAGGGAUGGAAAACCUCACGCCAGAACAAUGGCGCGAGAUUAUGAACAGGAAGAUGCGCUUCCCUCCGGAACUCAUCAGUGCCAUCCAGGAGGGGAAAAUAGAGCUGCUGUGUAGUCUGCUGAAGACCGGCGAUGGCAUCCUCCGCCAACUGGAUGAGUCCGAAGACCGUCAGUGGAGGGAGGCCCUCAACCUCUCCAUCCGCCUGGGCAACGAGAGCUGCAUGGACACCCUCUUGCAGGGGGUCAAGUUCGACUUCCGGCAGAUUCACGAGGCCCUGCUCGUGGCUGUUGACACUAACCAGCCCCGGGUGGUAAAGCGCCUGCUGGACCGCCUCGACCAAGAGAAAGGUAACAAGAUGGAUGUGCACUCCUUCUCCCAGGCCAUCUUUGACCACUCCAUUGACAACUCCCAGUUUGCCCCUGGAGUAACUCCUCUGACUUUAGCCUGCCAGAAAGACCUGUAUGACAUCGUCACCAUGCUUACCCGGAAAGGUCACGUCAUUCCGUGGCCGCACAAGAUAUCCUGCACCUGUCUGGAGUGUCGUAACGGCCGGCUGUACGACCUGCUGAAGUUCUCUUUGUCUCGCAUCAACACCUACCGCGGCAUCGCCAGCCGCGCCUAUCUGUCCAUCACCUCUGAAGACGCCAUGUUGAGAGCUUUUGGUCUCAGCAGGGAGCUCCGCAAGCUCUCGCAAAAAGAGCCAGAGUUCAAGCCUCAGUACCUGGGCCUGGAGGAGCUCUGUCAGGAGUUUGCCUUCGAGCUGCUGGGCAUGUGUCGUAACCAGAGCGAGGUGACCACCAUCCUGAACAGCUGCGGAGACGAGAGCCAGGACUCCUUAGAGGAGCAGGCCUUCGAGGAGGGAAUCCCAAACCUGUCCCGCCUGCGGCUCGCUGUCAACUACAACCAGAAGCAGUUUGUGGCCCACCCGAUCUGCCAGCAGGUGCUGUCCUCUAUCUGGUGUGGGAAACUGUCUGGAUGGCGGGGCAGCAGGACGGCCUGGAAGCUGUUUGUCUCCGUGGGGAUCUUCCUCACCAUGCCCUUCCUCUGCCUCGUCUACUGGGUCGCUCCAAAGUCAAAGGUAGGAAAGUUACUUAAGAUUCCUGUGAUCAAGUUCCUGCUGCACUCAGCCUCCUACCUGUGGUUCCUCAUCACAUUAUUGGGAGAGUCAAUAACAAUGGAGAUGUAUCGAGAGAAAUUUGCUUCCCGGGAGCAGAACAUGCUGCACAGCUCCUUCCACAUGGUGUGGGUGGUCGGGUUCUUCUGGUACGAGUGUAAGGAGGUGUGGAUUGAGGGGCUGCGCAGUUACUUCUUGGACUGGUGGAACUGCCUGGACGUGAUGGUGCUCAGCAUGUACCUGGCGUCCUUCGCAUUACGUCUGCUCAUCAUGCUCAAAGGUUUUUUCGUGUGCCAGGAUUAUGAUGACACAGCGGAGUGCGCUUACUUCACUCAGACUGUGCGUGAAGACUGGCGUCAGGAGGACCCCCAGCUGCUGGCCGAGGUUCUGUUUGCAGUGACCAGCAUGUUGAGCUUUACACGGCUGGCGUACAUCCUGCCAGCACACGAGUCCCUGGGAACUCUGCAGAUCUCCAUAGGGAAGAUGAUCGAUGACAUGAUGCGAUUUAUGUUUAUAUUGAUGAUCAUCGGAACAGCCUUCCUCUGUGGCAUCAACAAUGUCUAUGUUCCUUAUGUCAUCUCUCCACAUCUUGGCAGGUUUAAUGAGACGUUCCACUUCCUGUUCUGGACCAUGUUUGGCGUGGCUAACCAGGACUACGUGGACAUGCCACGGUUUGUGUUGGCAGAGUUUGUAGGAAGGAUUCUGUACGGCAUCUUCACCCUCGUCAUCGUCAUCGUCCUGCUCAACAUGCUUAUCGCCAUGAUCACCAACUCCUUCCAGAAAAUUGAGGAUGAUGCAGAUGUUGAGUGGAAGUUUGCCCGGUCCAAGCUGUACCUCAGCUACUUCAGAGAGGGCCUCACCAUGCCUGUGCCCUUCAACAUCAUCCCCUCACCCAAAGCUUUCUUCUACAUCUUAAGAGGUAUCUGCAGACGAAUCUGCUGCUGCUGCACUUCGAAUUCUGAGAACAAAUAUCCUCCUAUUACCUCUAUGACCAAUGAUAAGGAGUCUGAAGAGGGCAAGAUACCUUACCGCCAGCAGGUGAUCAGAGCUCUGGUGCAACGCUACAUUGAGUCGGCACGCAGGGAGUUCGAGGAGACCAAGAGGAAAGAUAUCGGCAAUCGGAUCACUUUGCUGACCAAAACAGUCAGUAGGAUGCACGGGGAUAUUAAGGUGGUCCAGCAGCUUCUGACGGAGGAUGGACACACAGCAAGUGACACAGUGAACAAGGAUGCCUCCUCUUUUCUGGGGAAAUACAUAAUUGGUGCCAAAAACAAUUUUGUAGGAUUUAACAGCAGACCAGACGAGAAACCUUCACCACUGAAAGUGACAGUACACAAUGGAGAGAAAGGGGGGGUUCAAGAAAAGAUUGAAGCAGAUACAAAUCAGAAUCAUGUGGUUGAAUGUGAAGCAGAGGGAUCAAAGCAGGUCACAGACUGUGAUGUGGUGAAGAUGGAGGAGGGGAGGGCUGAAACUGAGCUAGGAGAUAAGAAGGAAACUGAGAAAAAAGAGCAGACGGAAGCAGACAAAGGGGAAAAUAAUGAAUAUGAAGUUAAAGUGGUAGCAGGGACCAGUUUUAAUCAUGUAGAAAAGGAGUCAAAACCCAAGGCAGAAAAAAGAAAGGAAGAUGAGAAGCUGACAGGGGGGAAGGCGGGUGAAACACACACAGAUACAACUCCAGACACAGAGGAAAGCAAGGGAGGCAACAGUGACAAGACAGAAACAAAGUCAGUGAUGAACAAGCUUAAAGACGUAGAGCUGAAAGAAAAGAAAGAGGAGCCAAAAUGGAAGCAGGGUAGAAAGUUUGAACCUGAUGCGGCAGGAAAAUGUGCUGUCAGAGAGAGCAAUGCAAAGCCUGGAGCCAAAAAAAACAUCCCGUCUCCAACAGGAAGCAACCUCUCUCAGGACACCGGCUUCGGUUCCCAAGAAGGGGACGGGUCGAUCGACGGGACGGUAGUGAGGCCGUAGCCAUGGUGUCCUUAUCGUUAUUUAAAGUGAAACAUUUCAAAUAUUGGGAAAUAUAUCCUUGCAUGUCAUUUUUAUUCAGUUGUUGUACUUAAAACAAGAUGUAUUGUGCUAAUGAAUGAACUUCAGAACUGUUUCGUGUUGUGAAAAGGUAAUCUAAUGAGCUGCUAGCUGUAGUGCUAGCUGUAGCUUCAUAUUUACUGCACAGUGCAAUCUAACUCUUCAUCUAGCGUAAUGCAAAACACAAUUAGCUUAGUACUUAAUUAUGUGAUAAAAUUGUGAGGUAGUGUUGACAGUCAGUGAGCAAAAACCUGUAGCUUUCUCUCCUAUGUGAAAGCUUGUGUUCCUCUAACGCAGAAAGCCUUUGACUUUCUUUUAAAUAGUUAUUUACAUACAUGUACAUAAUGGCAGCCCACGGCUCCGAACACUAGGAUGGGUCAAAUGCAGAUUGUACAUUUCCCCUCUGUGGGACCAUGAAGGGUUCCUCCUUAUAACAUUUUUUUUUUUUGGCAAAUGUUAUCUUUAAUUCCCAAAUAUCUUAAUCUCGUCAGAUUUACGCAAUACAAUGAAGUUAUUCAGGGAAGAAAAGUCUAUUAAAAUCAGUUUAAAUUUAAUUUGUUUUUGAAUUGUUUACUUUAAAUGUUACAAAAUAUACAUUACAUAUACACUAUACAUUGAUAAGCAACAGUGACAGUAAAGUAGGGUUCUGCAUCUUACUAUUACCAAAUGCACUAAUGAAUCUGCUGAAUGUACUGACUUAUAACUGCAAAAUAAUGUUUGUUGGGAGGGUUCUGUUGACAUUUAAAUAUAAGAAUGAGGUUAAACUGUUUUCAA